AUGCCAAGAGGAGGAGGAGGAGGAGGAGGAGGUGAAAUCAGGGAUAAGUAUUGGAAUGUCAUACAUCAUAUCAUGUUUAGCAAGAAGUUUGAUGUGAAGAUCAAAUUCAAAGGGCAGUGUAGAGUUUGGCAUUUGCGCAUCAGCCCUCUCAACAAUGAUAAGGAGUUUAUGACUAGAGAGUUGACUCCUUUUCCUGAGCCAUCUGAGAGAGAACAAAGGGGGCAAGAUGAAGGUCAGGAAGGUCACAUGGAAAUUGAUGAAAUUCAAGAGUCCUCCGAGCCAUAG
Molecule: messenger RNA, 285 nt
Organism: Miscanthus lutarioriparius
Lineage: Eukaryota; Viridiplantae; Streptophyta; Magnoliopsida; Poales; Poaceae
Source: the annotation of a GenBank genome assembly